CCCUCGCCCUCGCCCUCGCCGCUCGUUCGAGGCGCGGAUCGGGGACCAUCGCCACGCUGAAGCCGCGCUCCGCCCCGAACUUGGAAGGGGCUGCAGCUCUGACAGGCUGCACCUGGACAGCGGCGCUCCUGAGAUGAAGAACCGCGCCUCUUCUCGCGGAGGGCUAUGGUGAGAGUCCCGUCCAGAGAUGCUGUCCGGCUCAGACCACUCCCUCCCCCUGCCCCUCCCCUCUCAGCCCUGCACCCGCUCCUCUCUCUCCCUCCCGGAGCCGGAGGCCUGGCAGACGCCGGGGCCCUCUCUCCGCCCGGGCCUGGUCCCCGGGGCUCGGUCCUGCUCCCUGCAGGUGCCCCACUCCUCUGAGUACCUGGAGCUGCCCGCCCGCGCCGCCAGCUUCGACCUGCCGCGCGACAGCCAAGACUCCGACCAGGGCUCCGGCUCGCCCGGCCCCUGUGGGGCGCUGCGCCGGCGCGGGGGACUGGUGGAGCAGAAGCACGUCAUCAUGGCUCACCAGGCGCACAAGAUCCAGAGCACGCCUCAGGCCCGCCGGAAGGAGUGGGAAAUGGCUCGGUUCGGAGACGAGUCCGCCCCCGGCACCGUGGACUCCGGGGAAGUGGACCUGGAGCGCGGCGGAGACGCGGAGGACGCGGCGGCGGCGGCUGCGGCGGGACUGACGGCUUCCAUGAAGCAAGCCAAAGCCCAGCGGGCCCGGACCAUGGCUCUGUACAACCCGGUGCCGCACAGGCAGAACUGCCUCACCGUCAACAGGUCGCUGUUUAUCUUUGCCGAGGACAACAUCAUCCGGCGGACCGCGCGGCGGAUCAUCGAGUGGCCGCCCUUCGAGUACAUGAUCCUGGCGACCAUCACUGCCAACUGUGUGGUCCUGGCCUUGGAGCAGCAUCUCCCUGGAGAGGACAAGACGCCCAUGGCCAAGAGACUGGAAAAGACGGAGCCGUACUUCAUCGGGAUCUUUUGCUUUGAGGCGGGAAUCAAACUGGUGGCGCUGGGCUUCGUGUUCCACAAAGGCUCCUACCUGAGGAACGGCUGGAACGUCAUGGACUUCAUCGUCGUGCUGAGUGGGAUCCUGGCCACAGCAGGAGCCCACAUGAACAUCCCGGUGGAUCUCCGCACACUCAGGGCAGUGCGGGUCCUGAGGCCGCUCAAGCUGGUCUCCGGCAUUCCCAGUCUCCAGAUUGUGCUGAAGUCCAUCAUGAAGGCCAUGAUUCCCCUGCUGCAGAUCGGCCUGCUCUUGUUCUUCGCCAUCCUCAUGUUCGCCAUCAUCGGCCUGGAGUUCUACAGCGGGAAGCUUCACCACACCUGCCUGCCGUCCGUCGACAUCCUUGACAACGAGACCGUGGACUCCUCCGAGUUGGCCUUCGCCUGUGGCGUGAGGAAAUGCCCCGAAAAGUACGACUGCAACGACACCUGGAUCGGCCCCAACGACGGCAUCACGCAGUUCGACAACAUCCUGUUCGCUGUGCUCACGGUCUUCCAGUGCAUCACCAUGGAGGGCUGGACGGCCGUCCUCUACAACACCAAUGAUGCCCUGGGCCCCACCUGGAACUGGAUGUACUUCAUCCCGCUCAUCAUCAUCGGCUCCUUCUUCGUGCUGAAUCUGGUCCUGGGAGUCUUGUCUGGAGAGUUUGCCAAGGAGAGAGAGAGAGUGGAGAACAGACGGGCCUUCAUGAAGCUGCGGCGCCAGCAGCAGGUGGAGAGAGAACUCAACGGCUACAGAGCCUGGAUAGACAGGGCAGAGGAGGUCAUGCUGGCGGAGGAGAACAAAAACUCGGGCCGAUCAGCCUUAGACGUGCUGAAACGGGCCAGCAAGAAAACGGGCGCACGGCGAGGAGCUCCUGGAGAUGAGAAGUACACGGACAUGUCCACGGCCAGCAUGUCCCGCUCCAGGAUGAACUUCCGCAGCGGCCGCCGAGGACCCGCCGCGUACCUGCGGCGCAAGGAGCGAAUGCUGCGCAUCUCCAUCCGCCGCAUGGUGAAGACGGACACCUUCUACCUGCUGGUGCUCAGCCUGGUGGCGCUCAACACCAUCUGCGUGGCCAUCGUGCACCACGACCAGCCCGACUGGCUGACCGUCUUCCUCUACUACGCAGAGUUCGUGUUCCUGGGUCUGUUCCUGGCCGAGAUGUUUCUGAAGAUGUAUGGUCUGGGUUUCCGCCUCUACUUCCACUCCUCCUUCAACUGCUUCGACUGCGGGGUCAUCGUGGGCAGCAUCUUCGAGGUGGUCUGGGGCUUCUUCCGGCCCGGCAUGUCCUUUGGCAUCAGCGUCCUCAGGGCCUUGAGGCUGCUGAGGAUUUUCAAAAUCACCAAAUACUGGGCGUCCCUUCGGAACCUGGUGGUGUCCCUCAUGAGCUCCAUGAAGUCCAUCAUCAGCCUGCUGUUUCUGCUCUUCCUCUUCAUCGUGGUGUUCGCUCUGCUGGGGAUGCAGCUCUUCGGCGGACGGUUCAUCUUUGAGGAUUACACUCCCACCAACUUUGACACGUUUCCAGCUGCCAUCAUGACGGUGUUUCAGAUUCUGACCGGCGAGGACUGGAACGAGGUGAUGUACAACGGGAUCCGCUCCCAAGGAGGAGUGCAGUACGGCAUGUGGUCGUCCAUCUACUUCAUCGUGCUCACCCUCUUUGGAAACUAUACUCUGCUCAACGUCUUCUUGGCCAUCGCCGUGGACAACCUGGCCAAUGCUCAGGAGCUCACCAAGGAUGAAGAAGAGGAGGAGGAGUUCUUCAACCAGCGCUACGCACGAGGAAGGGACGGACUGAUAUCUGACGGGAGGCGCAGACCGUACCUGUACAGGAAACGAGCCAUCCACAGAGGGCGACCCAACUUCCCCGAUGAGAUGGAGGCUGGAGGCGGCGCUGCCGACGAGCAGCCUCUGAACGGGUCCAACGCCUUCGCCAACCGCCGCGAGAGGAGGCGGAAGGUCAACAUGUCGGUGUGGGAGCAGAGAGCCAAUCAGCUGAGGAAGCGCCGUCAGAUGGCCAGCAGGGAGGAGCUCUUCAACAGCCCCACCGAGGACACCUUGGAAACGCCCACCAUCGCCGCUCACCACGUCCCCGCGCUGUCCCCCGAGGCCAGCCCCGCUCACCUGCCCGAGUCCCCCAUGUCCGUGGGGAUGCCGCUCCCAGAACCGCCCAUGUCCAUCUCCAUCCCCAUCCCUGAGCCUCCCGCCGCACAGCCUCUGCUCCACCUGAGCGAGGAGAAGUCUGGAGGCGCCAACCACCGGGCGGCAGGCGGCGGCAGGCACAGGAUGGCUCGCAAGUUCAGGCCCAGUCAGGGUGCAGAGGAGGGGGCCCGGCACCGGCGGCACCGGCACCGUGAGGCUCGUGUGGAGGCCAAGAGUUUGGACUGUGCCCAAGCGCCUUACGAGUUACCGCCGAGCAGACGGUCGCUGAGCCAAGAGAGGAAGGUCCUGGAUGAGAAGGAGGAGAGGGAUGAAGGAGAGGCGAGAGACGCUGAGGACGAGGGCGGAGCUUGUAUCGCCAACCCGUAUGCAGAUGUGGGGAAAGACUGCAGCAGAGCGGGCGACUUCCCAGACCCCCCGCAGGGCCAGCAGGUCCUGGACUGCCAGCUGAGCCCAGGGGAGGCUUCUUCCGAGGCCCCGGACUCCACCGGUGGCUACGCAGACCGACGGCCCGCCUCCUUUCAUCCAGACAAGUCCACCUUGGAAUGUGUGGGCAUGGAGAUGUCCGCGCAGCCUCUGCUGGAGCUGACGCCGCUGGCAGGGACCAGUCAGGAGCUGGAGGCCUACCAGGGCCAGCAGGAGGAGAGAGAAGAAGACACCGAGGACGAGGAGCCGCCCGCGCCGCCCAAACCGGCCGCUCCCGACAGCAUGUUCAUUUUCAAAGCCACAAACCCGAUCAGGAGAGUCUGCCACUACGUGGUCAAUCUGCGCUACUUUGAGAUGACCAUCCUGCUGGUGAUCGUGGCCAGCAGCAUCGCUCUGGCAGCCGAGGACCCCGUGUGCACCAACUCUGAGAGGAACAAGGUCCUGCGCUACUUCGACUACGUCUUCACCGGAGUCUUCACCUUCGAGAUGAUCAUCAAGAUGAUCGACCAGGGUCUCAUCCUGCACGACGGCGCCUACUUCCGAGACAUGUGGAACAUCCUGGACUUCAUCGUGGUGGUGGGAGCUCUCAUUGCCUUCGCUUUAACGAACAACAAAGGCCGAGACAUCAAGACCAUCAAGUCGCUCCGAGUUCUGCGGGUGCUGCGACCUCUGAAAACCAUCAAGCGCCUUCCCAAACUCAAGGCCGUCUUCGACUGCGUGGUCACAUCCCUGAAGAACGUCUUCAACAUCCUCAUCGUGUACCAGCUCUUCAUGUUCAUCUUCGCCGUCAUCGCCGUGCAGCUCUUCAAGGGCAAGUUCUUCUACUGCACCGACAGCUCCAUGAACACGGAGAAGGAGUGCCAGGGCUACUACAUCGACUACAGCCGAGACAAGAAGGAGGUGAAGCGGCGAGAGUGGAGGAGACACGAGUUUCACUACGACAACGUCUGCUGGGCCCUGCUCACCCUCUUCACCGUCUCCACCGGGGAGGGAUGGCCUCAGGUCCUGCAACACUCCACCGACGUCACCGAGGAGAGUUUGGGCCCUAGUCGCGGAAACCGAAUGGAGAUGUCGGUCUUCUACGUGGUCUACUUCGUGGUCUUCCCCUUCUUCUUCGUCAACAUCUUUGUGGCUUUGAUCAUCAUCACCUUCCAGGAGCAGGGCGACAAGAUGAUCCAGGAGUGCAGCCUGGAGAAGAACGAGAGAGCCUGCAUCGACUUCGCCAUCAGUGCCAAGCCCAUGACCCGCUACAUGCCCCAGAACCGGCAGACCUUCCAGUACAGACUGUGGCACUUCGUGGCAUCGCCGUCGUUUGAGUACACGGUGCUGGUGAUGAUCGCGCUCAACACUGUGGUGCUCAUGAUGAAGUACCAUUCGGCCCCGACAGCGUACGACACGGUUCUCAAACACCUCAACACGGCCUUCACCGUCCUCUUCUCUCUGGAGUGCAUCCUCAAAAUCAUGGCCUUCGGCUUUGUGAACUACUUCAGGGACACGUGGAACAUAUUUGACUUCAUCACGGUUCUGGGCAGCAUCACAGAGAUCGUCGUGGAUUUGCAGUCGGUCAACACCAUCAACAUGAGCUUCCUGAAGCUGUUCCGCACGGCCCGCCUGAUCAAGCUGCUGAGGCAGGGCUACACCAUCCGCAUCCUGCUCUGGACCUUCGUGCAGUCCUUCAAGGCUCUUCCGUACGUCUGCCUUCUCAUCGCCAUGCUGUUCUUCAUCUACGCCAUCAUUGGGAUGCAGGUGUUUGGAAACAUCAGGCUGAACGACGAGACGCACAUCAACCAGCACAACAACUUCAAGACCUUCUUCAGUGCUCUGAUGCUGCUCUUCAGGAGCGCCACCGGGGAGUCCUGGCAGGAGAUCAUGCUCUCCUGCCUGUCGGGGCAGGAGUGCGAGCCGGACCCCUCCAUCGCCCCCCUCACGCUGUCCCCGGACCACGAGGGCGGCUGUGGCACCGACUUCGCCUACUGCUACUUCGUGUCCUUCAUCUUCUUCAGCUCCUUCCUGAUGCUGAACCUCUUCGUGGCCGUCAUCAUGGAUAAUUUUGAGUACCUGACGCGAGACUCCUCCAUCCUGGGACCACAUCACCUGGACGAGUUUGUGAGGAUUUGGGGGGAGUACGACCGGCUGGCAUGCGGACGCAUCCACUACACGGCCAUGUACGAGAUGCUGACGCACAUGUCUCCGCCGCUGGGCCUGGGCAAGAAGUGCCCCGCCAAGAUCGCCUACAAGAGGCUGGUGCUGAUGAACAUGCCGGUGGACGAAGACAUGAGCGUCCACUUCACCUCCACCCUCAUGUCGCUCAUCCGGACGGCGCUGGACAUCAAAAUCGCUCGAGGGGGCGAGGACCGCAUCGCUCUGGACACCGAGCUGCAGAAGGAGAUCAGCAUCAUCUGGCCUUACCUGCCGCAGAAGACCUUGGAUCUGCUGGUCCCCAUCAACAAAGACACUGACAUGACGGUGGGGAAGAUCUACGCCUCCAUGAUGAUCAUGGACUACUUCAAACAGAACAAGGCCAAGAAGCUGCGGCAACAGCUGGAAGCUCAGAAAAGCAGCCUGAUCUUCAAGCGCCUGGACGCGUCCACUCUCCCGGAGGACAUCCUCUCCAACACGCAGCCGCUGCCCAUGAUGGCCCACAGCGCCGGCUCGGCCCUGACCAGAGGAGGCUUUGUGGCUCUGAGUCCCAUCUCACCACAGGAGCUGUUCCUGCAGCCCAUGGGCUCCGACACUGACGCCGCCCAGCCCGGCCCGCAGGAAGGGGGCGCCAGCGGCUCCAUGAAGAGGUCCGUGUCCAUCAUCGCUGACCAGCGUGUCAACGGCGUGUGGCAGGACCAGCGAAGUCCAGAGCGGGUCUACAGGCCGCGCCACAAGAGCUACAAGGCUGCAGUGGCCCGCUCCGAGCGCUGGCAUCAGCAGUCUGAGCGAGAGAGAGGCCGCUGCACUCUGCUCUCCCCGGACAGGUCACGCUGCAACUCGGAGGAAAGGAGCCCGCAAGCGUCGCGCUGCUCCAGCGUGGACAGGUCCCAGCGCCGGGACAAACAGGGCAACAGCUCAGACAGUCCCGUCCCAUCCACCUCAGAGUCCAGCACCCCCAGCGCCCGGCGCCCUUCCUCCCACACCCCCACCAGGUCUCACCCCGGCGUCUCCUACUCGCCUCUGACCUGCCGCACGCUGGGUGAAGACCAGGACCAGCCGGAGCAGGGGAGGGCGGAGUCCAGCUGGGAGACUGCGGAGGCGGCGGCGGGGGAGGUGGGCCGAGGCGCCGGCCAGCAGCACUCGCCCCCGCGCCGCUACCCGUCCGAGCCCUUCCUGGCCUCGCAAGAGGACGAGCACAGCCCCGACCCCACCGGCCCCAUGGAGACCUUGACCUUUGAGGCGGCGGUGGCCUGCAGCCUGGGGCGCUCCAACACCGUCAGCUCGGCUCGCCCGCGCCUGCGGACUGGCUGGCAGGUCCCCAACGGACACUUCCGCAAGCGUCUGGCCCAGACGGCGGCGGCGGGCGGCGGCGAGGCGCUGAGCGACACCGAGGAGGACGACAGGUGCUAGACUGCCAUGCCAGAGGGAAGAGGCUCCCUGGACCACUGCUCUCUUCCCUGCUGCAGCAGCCGGAACAAAGCGCAUGAACGGACGGUUUUCCAUGUCGUGUCAGUCGGUAUUUUUCAGUUCUGAAGGUGUUUGUGUUGUUCCAGUGGCUGUGAAUAUGUAACUACAUUUUCAGAUCAGUCCAUCCGUGUAAAUAAUCGCUGAGCCAUCACCAUCCGCUGCACCGAUCCACCAAUGAGAGACGAGGAUUCCGCCACUUGUGAUACUGUAAAAAAAAAAAAAAAACACCUCUGACUUAUGCUGGACUUUUCUACAGUGUGAAUGCGCAGAGGUCAAGUGCCACCUGGUGUUGUCUGCAGAAUCAUCUGCUGACAGGACUUUGACUCUGUCCUCAUGCUUCAUUAGGUCCCGUAUUAUGCUGCAGACGUGUGAAGACACAUGCGCCACGGUUGAACGCCGCCGACUCAUCACGAAAAACAACACGAAACAACGAGUCAAAUCAGACGUUCUGAGCUCCAAUCUGACCGCGGCCUCAAGCAAAUCUGGCAACAAAUCCACUCGGCCAGAACCUCUUCCUCCUCCUUUGGUUUUGGAUUCUCCCCAGUGAAUGAACGUGGAAGGCAUCAUAUGGGACCUGCAAAUCACCUUUGAUCCCUUUAAACUCCGCCGCGGCUGCACUGUUGGGUGGAAACAAAAGCUGUCUUUUGAUAUUGUCUCCAUGUGAGUAGAAGGUAAAGGAGCAAAACGCCGCACCAUAACUCAUCCCCAUGGCUCCACCACUUUCCAAUAAUGUACAGAGAGUAAUGCAACGUUUGAAGAAUCAAUCAAUAUGACGCGUGAAAGUGCUCAUUUUAAGGUUUGUGUAUUUGUUUCAUUUGGGCCAAAAGAACAACUCUGUGAAGUCACAAAAAAGAGGCACAUUUCUCUACGACCUUCCUGGAAUGCUAGUCAUGCUAAUGGGUUUUUAUGUGUACUAUAACUGUAUAUAGAUCUAGAAAUAAAGGCCUACUGCAGUUGGUACUGGACCG
Synchiropus splendidus (mandarinfish) is the source of this 8136-nucleotide messenger RNA. Its product is annotated as voltage-dependent R-type calcium channel subunit alpha-1E-like. The coding region runs from base 188 to 7111 and encodes 2307 amino acids. The transcript has 47 exons. Gene Ontology annotation, cellular component: neuronal cell body; membrane; voltage-gated calcium channel complex. Lineage: Eukaryota; Metazoa; Chordata; Actinopteri; Syngnathiformes; Callionymidae. Gene Ontology annotation, molecular function: high voltage-gated calcium channel activity. Gene Ontology annotation, biological process: chemical synaptic transmission; calcium ion import across plasma membrane. The record is from RefSeq and is a predicted model, not a curated record.